UAAAAACCAAAACUCUCAUUUCUCCCUUGCAGCCGCAUCACUCUCUCUCCCCGAUCUCUCUCUCCCUCUCGUCCUCCCUCUGCCAUCACCGGAAAACCCCAUCUCCGGCCACUGUCUUGCAAAACCGCCACCACCCUUCGAACCAGCUCCUAUAUCCGACCAAAACCCGAGCCCAGCACCACCAUGCAUCGUCUCCAACCUCCACACGCUACCACCAAACCCGCGACACCACCGCCUUCCAUAAUCCUCCGGUCUCCAGUCUCUGAUUCACACCACCAUUAUCAGAAAUUGAAGCACCAAGCCUUGAGGAGACCAUGCCUUAAAUCCCGAAGCCGGAAAACCGCCGUACGAGCUCGCCGGAACUCGUAGCUAGCUCUGCAUGCCUUCGUUCCCCAACCUCCAGUCCAAGUCGAGCUAAACUACCUCCAUAGAUGUAAUCAGCGCCUCACUACCCACCUGUUUCUAAGAUGCAGACCUCCGAUUUCGACUAGAGCCGUCGCACGCGCUACACGCACCGCCGCUGGCGCGUGGACCGCCAUAGCUCCGCCGGCGUAAGCAAUGAUUCUGAUUUUCUGGAUUGGAGUUUGGAACCCCAAGCUCGGAGGUGAAUGGAGACAGGAGCUCAAUACAGAUUCUGGAGGGGAUGUGGAUUUCUGCGUUUUUGGAGUGUUGGAGGAGAAGGAGCUGCUGGGUUAAUUUCAGUUGAAACUGGGAAGGAUUUGGUGGAUUUCUGCAUUCUGGGAUGUUUUGGAGAAAAGAGAAAUAGUUGGGCCAGUCCGGUUGAUAUCGAGAAAAGGGGAUUCGAUUGGUUGAUGGUUGUGGAGUACAGUCACGACGAAAUUGGUUUCCAAGUUGGGAAUGAAGAAAUGGACUCGUGCGUGUGCUUUUGGAAGUGGACAAAGUGUCGAAAGUCGAGAACGAAUCUAAUUGUGGAUGGGCACUCCAAUACCAGUGUGCAGGUUUCAAGCACGUGGUCGGCAAGCGUACAGGGGAGGCACAUGGCCCGGCUUGGCGGAUUUCUCUUUAGUUUUAUCAAAAGGAAGGUUUUGGUCCCUUAUCGGAUUUUGAAGUAACUUGGUUAUUUAUUUCCUCACUAAUUUAUUUGUUUUCUAUUCACUCAUUCACAAAAUUUCGAGAGACCCGUAACCCUGGGGCGCGUCUCUCAUACUUGUUUUCACUUCGUGAUUUGUUAUUUUCCAAAUUGGACUCCGAUUGUAAGCCUAAAUCUUUUAGCUCACUUUAAAAUUCCGCUUGCGAAAA
Molecule: messenger RNA, 1260 nt
Organism: Rosa chinensis
Lineage: Eukaryota; Viridiplantae; Streptophyta; Magnoliopsida; Rosales; Rosaceae
Exons: 6
Coding region: 609-1073 (154 amino acids)
Source: RefSeq, a predicted model, not a curated record